Messenger RNA from Brassica oleracea var. oleracea, 1643 nucleotides. Its product is annotated as UDP-glycosyltransferase 75D1-like. The coding region runs from base 51 to 1523 and encodes 490 amino acids. Lineage: Eukaryota; Viridiplantae; Streptophyta; Magnoliopsida; Brassicales; Brassicaceae. Gene Ontology annotation, molecular function: UDP-glycosyltransferase activity. The transcript has a single exon. The record is from RefSeq and is a predicted model, not a curated record.
UAUCACUUAGAUCUAUCUCAGUAUAAUCUCUAUAAAUCUAAACAUGUGUUAUGUCUUUCAUUAACUACAAACACACAAACAUAAAGAAAAUGAGUAACGAUAAUGAUUCAUCGAAGUCACUCACCGGACCACACUUUCUUUUUGUGACAUAUCCAGCCCAAGGCCACAUCAACCCAUCUCUCGAGCUAGCCAAACGCCUUGCCGGAACCUUCAUCGGAGCUAGAGUCACCUUCGCAGCCCCAGUCGCCGCCUACAACCGUCGUAUGCUCUCCAAAGAAAACGUCCUCCAAAACCUUACCUUCGCCACUUACUCCGAUGGCCAUGACGACGGCUUCAGACCCUCUACUUCCUCCGACAAAUCUCGCCAACAGAGCUCCCGACAGUACCUGUCCGAAAUGAGACGACGUGGGAGGGAAACGCUAACCGAACUAAUCGAAGAUAACCGGCGUCAAAACCGGCCUUUUACCUGCGUGGUUUACACCAUCCUCCUCACUUGGGUCGCUGAGCUGGCGCGUGAGUUUCAGAUCCCUUCUGCUCUUCUCUGGGUCCAGCCCGUGACCGUCUUCUCCAUCUUCUACCACUACUUCAACGGCUACGCCGAUGCAAUCUCGGAGAUGGCUGAUAACAACCCUUCUGGUAUUAUUAAGCUUCCCUCUCUGCCACUGCUCCGUCUCCGUGAUCUUCCCUCCUUCAUCGUCCCUACAAACGCAUAUGCGUUUGUUCUACCGGCGUUUCGAGAACAGAUAGAGUCACUGAAGCAAGAGGAAACCCCUAAGAUCCUCGUUAACAGUUUCCAAGAGCUUGAACAAGAAGCUCUAACCUCGGUUCUUGAUAACUUCAAGAUUGUCCCCAUCGGUCCGUUGAUUACCUCGAGGACCGACUCCGAGACUGACGCUGAGUACGUCGAGUGGUUGGAUACAAAAUCAGAUUCGUCUGUGCUUUAUAUCUCGUUUGGGACGCUUGCCGUGUUGAGCAAGAAACAGCUUGUGGAGCUCUGCAAGGCGUUGAUAGAGAGUCGGAGGCCGUUUCUGUGGGUGAUUACGGAUAAGUCGUACAGAAGAAGUAAAGAAGAUGUGGAAGAGAAAGAAGAAGAGAUCAUAAGCAGUUUCAGAGAAGAGCUCGAGGAGAUAGGAGUCGUGGUUUCUUGGUGCGAUCAGUUCAGGGUUUUGAAGCACAGGUCGAUCGGUUGUUAUGUGACGCAUUGCGGGUGGAACUCGUCGCUGGAGAGUUUGGUCGCGGGAGUUCCAGUGGUUGCGUUUCCGCAGUGGACUGAUCAGAUGACGAACGCGAAGCUUCUGGAAGAUUGUUGGAGGACAGGUGUGAGGGUGAUGGAGAAGAAGGAUGAGGAGGAAGUUUUGGUGGAGAGUGGGGAGAUACGGCGGUGCAUUGAGGAAGUGAUGGAGGAGAAGGCGGAGGAGUUUAGAAGAAACGCGGCCAGGUGGAGAGAUCUAGCGGCGGAGACGGUGAGAGAAGGAGGAUCUUCGUUUAAUCAUCUCAAAGCUUUUGUCGAUGAGCACAUGUGAGAUUCGGUCUAGAAGAAUUCAGUUCCACAGCUUCUUUUCUAAGAGUAUUAUUUUAAUUUCCAAAUUUAUUUGAAGUCUGUUAUUUAACUGUUAAAAAGUUAUUACAGCUGUUUUUUGUGA